This is a messenger RNA of Egretta garzetta (little egret), 817 nucleotides long. Its product is annotated as corticosteroid 11-beta-dehydrogenase isozyme 1. Gene Ontology annotation, molecular function: 11-beta-hydroxysteroid dehydrogenase (NADP+) activity; steroid binding. Bases 238 to 762 code for a protein of 174 amino acids. Gene Ontology annotation, biological process: steroid catabolic process. The record is from RefSeq and is a predicted model, not a curated record. NCBI's taxonomy places the organism in Eukaryota, Metazoa, Chordata, Aves, Pelecaniformes, Ardeidae. The transcript is spliced from 5 exons. Gene Ontology annotation, cellular component: endoplasmic reticulum membrane; intracellular membrane-bounded organelle.
CCUUGCAGCACCCUCGGUUCGGCCGAGCUUCGCCAGCUCCCGCGGGGAAGCAAAUCAAAAGGUUUGCUUCGCUCAUCCCUCCACCCGUGAUUUUCCAGUGCUUUGGAAGCCGCAGUUCCUCCACUAACAGGUUUUUAAAGGACUGGCAUCGCUGCUUCUGCCCGGAGCAGCCCCGCAGAGGGAUUUUUUUUUUUCCUCCCUUCUCUUUCAUGCUUUAUUUCCUGACUCCACAGGGGGAUGGGUCGGUUGCAAAAGAUUCUCAUUCCCUUUUUGGGAUUGGUUUUGGCCUUCUGGUUUUAUUCUGCGAGGGAGAAUUUCAAACCGGAGAUGCUGAAAGGGAAGCGGGUGAUCGUCACCGGAGCAAGCACGGGGAUCGGAGAGCAGAUGGCCUAUCACCUGGCGCGGAUGGGAUCCCACAUUUUGAUCACAGCACGGACAGAGGCCAAGCUACAGAAAGGGGGGGAGCGGUGCCUGGAGCUGGGCGCAGCCUCGGCGCGGUACGUCAGCGGCACCAUGGAGGACAUGGCCUUCGCAGAGCACGUCGUGAAGGAGGCAGAGACCUCACUGGGAGGCCUAGACAUGCUGAUUCUUAAUCACAUCGGCACGUCGUACUUUGGUUAUUUCAACGGGGACGUGGGGCACGUACGAAAGCUCCUGGAGAUCAACUUCCUCAGCUACGUGGCCAUGACCGUGUCCGCCCUGCCCAUGCUGAAGGAGAGCGAGGGCAGCAUCGUGGUGGUUUCCUCCAUGGCGGCUCCCUGAGGCAGGAAUUCCACAUUCAGAAUGUUAAUGUUUCCAUCACGCUCUGCAUCCUUGG